GUGGCAGUCGUCGAGAUAAGCUCGCCCAACACGCAUACGGUCGGUAUGAUCGGCUCCGAAGCUGGCAAAUAGCCUGUCCACUGUUCUUCUGAGUCCAAGAGAUAAGAACAAGGCGUUGCCCUCACUUGCAAGGAGCCCCGGUCGCACAAAAUGGUAGCCUGCAUUGUCUUCUGAGCCAGGAGUCCAGCUGCCUGGUCACUACGUCAACCUCGGGGCCCAACUCAAGUAACUACGACAACAGCGACAAGGCCCAAUAUGUCAGACAAAUCCAAGGUGCACGACCUUGAGCGGACACCGUCGAGCCAAAUGGCUGCGCCAGACGACGCUGUGGAGCUCACCGCUGCCCAGAACCGCCACAUCCUCCUCAAGACGGACCUCGUCAUCAUGCCCCUCGCCAUUGUCUGCAUGACUCUGGCCUUCUUGGACAAGAACGCUCUCGGAUACGCCGCCCUCUUCGGCCUCAAGGAAGACAACCAUCUCCAGGGCCAGGACUACAGCUGGCUCGGCUCGGUCUUCUAUUUCGGCUACCUUGGAAUGGAGCUACCAAGCGUGUGGCUGAUCACCAAGGUGCCCAUUGGCAAGUUCAUCGGGGUCUGCAUUGUGCUCUGGGGAGUGGCGUUGUGCCUGAUGGCCGUGUGCCACAACUUUGCCGGCCUGGCCACGAUCCGCUUCUUCUUGGGUGUCUUUGAAGCUGCGCUCCUGCCGUGCAUGCUCGUCAUCAACGCCAUGUGGUACCGCCGCGAGGAGCAGCCGCUGCGCACCGCCUUCUGGUAUAAUACCUUUGCUGGUGUAUUUGGUGGCAUCUUGUCUUACGCCAUUGGCGGCAUCAAGGGUUCCCUCUCCGUCUGGAAGUACAUCUUUUUGAUUUACGGAGCAGUGACUGUGCUUUUUGGUUUCGUGUUGUUCGUUGCACUGCCAGAUUCUCCGUCCCAGGCGUGGUUCUUCAACGAGGAGGAGAGAAAGCUGGCCAUUGCCCGCCUGGCCUCCAAUCAGACCGGUACAGAUGUCCGCAAGAGAUUUAAUUUCAAGCAGAUCUGGGAAGCUUUCCGUGAUCCAAAGUGCUACUGUGUCUGGGCCUGCGUGUUUGGCUACGCCAUUGCCAAUGCAGGCAUCACCAACUUCAACCCGCUCAUCAUCUCCGGCUACGGGUUCACUCCAACCAAGACGACGCUCAUGGCAACUCCCCAGGCUGCCGUGGCAAUGGUGAGCGGCGCGGUACUGACCGGCAUCUCCUACUUUGUCCCCAACCUCCGAUGCAUAUUCUGGGCCGCUUCGGCUGUUGUCGGCCUCGCCGGCGCGGUCAUGGUGCACUCGCUCGACCCCGUGGCGAGCAGGAACGCGUCCCUCGCGGGUGUGUACAUCAUGGGCUUCUACAAUGUCCCGUGGGUCUUCAUGUUGAGCCUGCAGUCGUCCAACACUGCUGGUGCCACGAAGAAGAGCUUCAUGGGUGUCUCGGUGGCUAUCGUCUACGCUGUCGGAAACAUUGUCGGCCCCCAACUCUUUCUGUCGACUCAAGCUCCACGCUAUCAGCUGGGUAUUGGCGCCAUGAUAUUCGCGUUUGCCCUCAUGGCGGUGGCCGGUAUCCUCUACUACUUGUUGUGCGUCGCAGAGAAUCGCAGGCGCGAUUCGAGUGCGCAAGAGACAGCCACAACCGAGAGCGGAGCUGGGCAUUCUGAUGCAGAUGCGGAAGACUUGACCGAUAUUCAGAACAGGAAAUUCCGAUACACAUACUAGACGUCAGAUCGAUAGACAGCUACACUCAGGACGUGUGAUCACGUAAGCGGAUGUGGUUUGGUAGACAAGGAGUCAUGACCUGUUGCUUCCAAGAACAAAGCGUGAAGAGCUUCAACUCGUUCUACAUCCACCAUAAUAAUGUUGCCCGGCCAUGGAUAUAUGUUUCCAAGGACGUCGAUCGCCAGUGGCGGAGAGCCUCUUACGACAUCGAACCUCUCGCAAAUAAUGGUCUCAUAAUACCAUCGGAAAAUGUCACUC
This is a messenger RNA of Microdochium trichocladiopsis, 1992 nucleotides long. Its product is annotated as major facilitator superfamily domain-containing protein. Bases 256 to 1734 code for a protein of 492 amino acids. Gene Ontology annotation, biological process: transmembrane transport. Gene Ontology annotation, molecular function: transmembrane transporter activity. The record is from RefSeq and is a predicted model, not a curated record. NCBI's taxonomy places the organism in Eukaryota, Fungi, Ascomycota, Sordariomycetes, Xylariales, Microdochiaceae. Gene Ontology annotation, cellular component: membrane. The transcript has 5 exons.